AUGUUUGUAACAACACUGCCUCAUUGCAUUAAGAAGUUCAGCUGCAUCAAACGUAGCGAGGGCGACUGCCUGUCGCGCCAGGUCAUCGAGUUUGGCUAUGACAAGAACAUCGAGGAGAAGUACGAGUUGGGCCGCGAGCUUGGCAAGGGCGGCAACGGCGUCGUGCGGGUGGCGCGCGACCGCGAGACCGGCGCCGAGUACGCCUGCAAGUGCCUGCCCAAGGCGCUGCCUGCGGACGCCUCCGAGUCGAAGCGCCGCGGCCACGCCGGCGCGAUAAAGCGCGAGGUGGAGGUCAUGCGGCGGCUGGCGGGCAGCCUGGCAAUAGUGCGGCUCGUGGACGCGUUUGAGGACGACGGCAGUGUUUACAUAGUGCAGGAGCUCUGCCGCGGCGGGGAGCUGCACCACCGAAUCGGAGAGCGCCACUACUCUGAGCGCACGGUCGCAUCCUACAUGCGCGCCGUGCUGCGCACGCUUGCGCAGUGCCACUCGCACCACAUCCUGCACCGCGAUAUCAAGCCGGGCAACUUCAUGCUGCUGGAUGACAGCGACCGCUCCCCCCUCAAGGCCAUAGACUUCGGCCUCGCGGUGCCCUUUGACCCUGCCGCCCUGCCGCGCUCAGACCUGGGGCUGGAGGGCACCCCCUGGUACAUGGCCCCCGAAGUGCUGUCCUCCCAGGUGCUGCCGGCCUCUGACCUCUGGUCUGCCGGCGUCAUGGCGCACCAGCUGCUGACCGGCCGCCUGCCGUUUGACGACCACCGCAACCCCUUCGCGCCCUCCAUCAGCGCCGUCUGGCGUAGCGUGCUCUGCGACAAGGUGGCCUACAACAUGCCCUGGUGGGCCGGCAUCAGCGACGAGGCAAAGGACUUUGUGGCCACGCUGCUGAACAGGCGAGGGCUGGACCCGGCCCAGCGCCCCACCGCCAAGGAGGCGCUGAAGCACCCCUGGCUGCGCGGCGACAGCUCCGACCGCAGCGCGGGCCGCCAGAUCGAGCCCUCGGUGGUACAGCGCAUCCAGCGCUUCGCCCAGAGCAGCCUGUUCCGCCGCGGCGUGCUGCAGCUGAUAGCAGAGGAGCUGCUCGCGCGGCCCGGCGCCGUCGCAGCGCUCGCAGCAUCGGGGUCCUCAAAGGACCUUGUAGCUGGAGGGGUUGAUGAGGGCGACGCCCCUGCGGCAGCGCGUGAACAUCAGCAGGAGCAGCAGGAGCAGCAGGAGCAGCAGGAGCAGCAGGGCGAGGGCGAGGGCGAGGGCGUCGCGGCGGGCGGGCGGCCGGCGGCGGCGCCGCUGGCCCGCUCGGGCAGCGGGGGCGCGAGCGCCGCGGAGGCGCUCGAGCGGAUGGGCUUCCGCCUGCGGCCGGGCGAGGCCGCGCAGCUGGCAGAGGCUAUGGACAUCAGCGGCAGCGGCCGCGUGCGCCGUGCGGCGUUCGCGGCGUCGCAGAUCGACUGGGGCGCGCUGCAGCGGAACGACGUGGACGCGUGGGUCGCCAUCGCGCGGCGCGCGUUCAGCGCGCUCGACACCAAUGCAGACGGCGUGCUUAGCCCCGAGGAGAUCGUGGCGUCGCUGCGGGCGAAGUUGCCUGAAGACGAGCUGGCGGCGACGCUGGAGCGGGUCAUGGCCGAGGCGGGCGGCGGCGCCGGCAGCGGCGGCGGCGUGGCGUGCGGGCUUGAGGACGGGCUGGACUUUGACGGCUUUCUGAACUUGCUGCGGGUGGGGUCCCUCGACAGCCUGGACCAAUAUGACGCGCGCCUGGACUUCGCCAGCCCCGGCAGCGUCGGCCGCCUGCAGGCGCUGCUGGACGCGUCCCUCCACGGCCCAGACGGCUCGACGCACCGCCGCACGGGCGCCAGCAGGGCCGACGGCCCAGGAGCGCUGGCCGUGGCCGCCGCCGCGGGCGCGGCGGCGGCGGGGGCGGCGGCGGCAGCGGCGGCGGCGCAGCAGGGGGACGCAGGGGGCAAGGGCGGCAGCGUGUACAAAGACAAGAGCUGGAACGUUCCGCCUCCAAACUUCAGGUUCGACUUUGGCGGCUUUGAGGGGAAGCCCAAGCCCAAGCCAGACGCCGGGGCGGAGCCAAAGCCGGAGCCCAAGCCGCAGGCACCCGCGGAGCCGCGACCACACGCCCCCUGGCCGGGCAUGAUGGCCGGCGCGCCAAUGGCGGUGCCCUCAAUGACGGGGCCGCGGGGCGCGGCGGGGCUGGGGGAGCGGCGGAUGCAUGGCGCCAGCCUAUACAGGAACAUGGCGGUGCCGCACCCGCCGCCGCAGCCGCACCUCGCGACCGUGCGCGAGUGA
Messenger RNA from Monoraphidium neglectum, 2280 nucleotides. RefSeq lists its product as hypothetical. NCBI's taxonomy places the organism in Eukaryota, Viridiplantae, Chlorophyta, Chlorophyceae, Sphaeropleales, Selenastraceae. The record is from RefSeq and is a predicted model, not a curated record. Gene Ontology annotation, molecular function: calmodulin binding; ATP binding; calcium ion binding. Bases 1 to 2280 code for a protein of 759 amino acids. The transcript is spliced from 10 exons. Gene Ontology annotation, biological process: peptidyl-serine phosphorylation; intracellular signal transduction; protein autophosphorylation. Gene Ontology annotation, cellular component: cytoplasm; nucleus.